This is a messenger RNA of Ruditapes philippinarum (Manila clam), 1919 nucleotides long. RefSeq lists its product as uncharacterized. The record is from RefSeq and is a predicted model, not a curated record. Bases 186 to 1919 code for a protein of 577 amino acids. Lineage: Eukaryota; Metazoa; Mollusca; Bivalvia; Venerida; Veneridae. Gene Ontology annotation, molecular function: zinc ion binding. The transcript is spliced from 2 exons.
AAAGUACAUUGUAGAUGUCAACUAUAAUUUUUCGAAAACAGAGCUUGUAUGUUUAUAUUUAGUAGUGACCUAAAUUUCAAACAAUCGAUAAUAUUAAACGUGAAAGUCUUUAAAAAGAGGAUAACCUGGUUAUUUUAAAUUUUCUGAUAGUGCCUAUAGGUGUUUACUACCAUAACUCUUGACAGAUGGCAACAGCAAAAGAGGACGGAGAUACGAUGGCAGAUGCAAAAGAAGACGGAAAUACGGACGAAGCAUUAGAGUUCUUUUGUGGUCCUUGUAAGAACGAGGAUGAGCAUGAAGUUCCUGUCAGUUACUGUGAAGAAUGUAAUGAAUAUCUGUGCAAGCAUUGUCACAAAGCCCAUAAACGACUGGCUGCUACAAGAAACCAUGUGGUUCAAGAAAAUGCUGGACUCCUUGCACAACCUGUUGUGAAAAACUGUUCAAAAGAAUUUUCUGAAAAAUGUACUGCGCAUCCCAGUCAGGUGAUUGCUUAUUACUGUGUAUCACACAAUGAGUUUUGUUGUCCACAAUGCCUAUCUUUGGGCCACAAAGUCUGCAAAGAUGUCAAAAGUGUCACUGAUUAUUUCAACGAUUUUGACGUGCAUCAAGAAGAGAACAAGUUAAAAUGCAAAAUGCAUACACUUUGUGAUGAAGUUUCAAAAAAGAUGACCAAAGUUCAGAGUAGCAUAAAGGCUAUAGAAAAUUGUCACGAAGUAGCUCAGAAAGAAAUGUUAGAUGCAAAAUGCAUGUCUAUUGAUCACAUUGAAAACCUAUAUAGUUCACUUACUGGGAAACUUAAUAAGAUGAGAGAAGAAGAUAUGAAUAAGAUUGUCCCAUAUAGACACAAAUGCAACGCCGUUUUGUUUGACAUGAACACAUUGGAAUCUUACUUCAAAGAAAAGACUAAGUAUAGUAAGAACCAACUGUGUUUUGCUAUUAAGAAGGCCGAUGCAAAGGUAGACAUAAACUUCCAUGAAAUGUCAGAGGUAAACUGUAGUGAACAUUUAAAUUUUACUAGGUACAAGUUCAUACCUAACGAAGCCAUAAAAAAUAUACCAACACAAUUGAGCUCUUUCGGGUCACUUGAUAUUCAGAAUAAUGUAAUUAAGUCUGCUGUAGAAAUUAAAAGUUUGCACACCAAAGAUGUGACUGAUGGCAAGAACUGUUGCAUUACAGGGCUUGCUUUGAUAGCAGAUAGCAAAAUUGUUCUGACCGACUUUAGCAAUUCAUCCGUGAAGCUUAUUGAUACUGAUGAAGAUAAAGUGAUAUCAAAAUUGAAAGUUAAGUCAGCACCAUGGGAUGUCACUUGUGUGUCUAACAAUAAAGUAGCUGUUACUGUCCCAGAAAAGAAAAUUAUUGAAUUGUUAACGAUCGACGAAAGUUCAAAAUUUUCACUCAAACAAAGCAUUACAUGUACAGGCAAAUGCUACGGGAUAACAAAGAGUAAAGACAAACUUUUAGCUAUUGUAAUUGAAAAGGAUAAUACAGCUAAAUUACAGCUAUACGAAUCAGAUGGUACGAUUCUCUUAUCGGUUUUAGUUGAUAACAAAAAUCCGCAAUAUGUUGUAUGUGAUGAUGAUCGUUCAAGGAUAUAUAUCUCCGGUAAUUCUCGACAUACGUACGUGUAUAUCGUAGAACUCUCAAGUGAGGACUUCAGAAAUUUAGACCGAUUGAGGUCAUGUAGGUAUGACGUAAUUGGUAUGGAAAUAGACAAUACUGGGGUUUUGUACUAUUGUAAUUCGAACUAUAAUGAAAUAGGUGCAGUCAAAUUAGACGAAAAAGAAGGAAAUGAAAGGAAAGGACAAAGUCUCAUUUCAGGUAUAAAACCUAAACCUAAGUGUUUAGCAUUCUGUAAUGAGACCAGUCGACUUUUUGUCGGGUUAGAUGGAAAUGAAAUAAAGGUUUAUGUUGUGUUUUAA